UUGCCUUGCAGGCAGCUGACCUGGGUUCGAUUCCAGACAUCCAAUAUUGUUCCCCCGAGCCUGCUAUGGGGGAUGUCUGAGCACAGAGCCAGGAGUAAUCCUGAUCAAGUGUGACCCCCCCAAAAAAAAAGAAAGAAAAAACUCUCCCCCCCAAAUAAAAAUGUAUUUGGAAAUGGCCCAGAGAGGGUGAGAUAGAUAAUCCUCCAAAAUCACUUAGCUUGCCAGUGUGAUCUGUACACUCUCACCCUUUACUGGGACCCUAGACCAGUGUCUGCUGUGCAAAUUCCUGGGGGCAGAGUCCAGUCAGGGGCGGCUUUUUUGGGGUCUGAUCUGUCCCUUCCAGGGAGGUCGCAAGUCUCAAUCCUGACUUAUGACCUUCCCAGUACCCAGUACUCAUGGCUAACCUCUUCUCUCUCCCUCCCUCUGUCUGUCUGUCUGUCUGUCUGUCUGUCUUUCCUUUGACCUCUCUCUUGUGCAGGGAGCCCCCCGCCCCAACCUUCUCUGUCACUUUCCAGGUGUGUCCCUGGCACAACCGCCUGCUGCAGGCUUGCCCUUUGAGCUGUGCUCCCCGCUUCACCCUCCUUCCUAUGCCCAGCCUGGUCCCCCUGCAGGAUGCUGAAGUGGACAGACAUGGGCAACGCCCUGGAGCCUGUCCUGCUCUUCAUGACCCUCCUGGGGGCCUGGGCAGGACAGGGCCCCGGGCCGAGCCAGCAGGCCUUGACGGUGGCCGUGGUGUUUGGCAGCGCUGGGCCUCCACACUCGCCGGCCCGUAGCCGCCUCACUCCGCAGAACUUCCUGGACUUGCCCGUGGGGAUCCAGCCACUCACUGUUGGGGUGAACCACACGAACCCCAGAAGCCUCCUCAUGCAGAUCUGCGGGCUCCUGGGGGCCGCACAAGUCCAUGGCAUCGUGUUCGAGGACAGUGUGGACACAGAGGCAGUGGCCCAGAUCUUGGACUUCAUCUCUUCUCAGACCCACGUGCCCAUCCUCAGCAUUAGCGGGGGCUCUGCCUUGGUCCUCACUCCAAAGGAGCCGGGCUCCGCCUUCCUGCAGCUGGGCGUGUCGCUGGAGCAGCAGCUGCAGGUGCUGUUCAAGGUGCUGGAGGAGUACGCUUGGGGCGCCUUCGCCGUCAUCACCAGCCUGCACCCGGGCCACGCGCUCUUCCUGGAGGGCGUCCGCGCCGCGGCCGACGCCAACUCCCCGGGCUGGCGGCUGCUCGACGUGCUCACGCUGGAGCUGGGCCCGGGCGGGCCGCGCGCGCAGACCCAGCGGCUGCUGCGCUCCCUGGACGCGCCCGUGCUGCUGGCCUACUGCUCGCGCGCCGAGGCCGAGGUGCUGUUCGCCGAGGCGGCGCGGGCCGGCCUGGUGGGGCCCGGGCACGUGUGGCUGGUGCCCUCCCUGGCGCUGGGCAGCACCGACGCGCCGCCCGCGUCCUUCCCCGUGGGCCUCAUCAGCGUCGUCACGGCCAGCUGGCGGCUCAGCCUGCGCCAGAAGGUGCGCGACGGCGUGGCCGUGCUGGCCCUGGGCGCCCACGGCUACCGGCGCCAGUACGGCGUCCUCCCCGGCCCGGCGGGGGACUGCCAGGGCCGCCCCGGACCCGUCGGCCCUGCCCGGGAGGCCUUCUACAGGCACCUACUGAACGUCUCCUGGGAAGGCCGAGACUUCUCCUUCAGCCCUGGGGGGUACCUGGUCCAGCCCACCAUGGUGGUGAUCGCCCUCAACCGGCACCGCCUCUGGGAGAUGGUGGGCCGCUGGGACCACGGCAUCCUGCACAUGAAGUACCCGGUGUGGCCCCGCUACAGCACCUCGCUGCAGCCCGUGGUGGACAGCCGCCACCUGACAGUGGCCACGCUGGAGGAGAGGCCCUUCGUGAUCGUGGAGAGCCCCGACCCUGGCACGGGCGGCUGCGUGCCCAACACGGUGCCCUGCCGCCGCCAGACCAAUCACACCUUCGGCAGCGGGGACGCGCCCCCUUACACCAAGCUCUGCUGCAAAGGCUUCUGCAUCGACAUCCUGAAGAAGCUGGCCAAGGUGGUCAAGUUCUCCUACGACCUGUACCUGGUGACCAACGGCAAGCACGGCAAGCGGGUGCGAGGCGUGUGGAACGGCAUGAUCGGGGAGGUGUACUACAAGCGCGCAGACAUGGCCAUCGGCUCGCUCACCAUCAAUGAGGAGCGCUCUGAGAUCGUGGACUUCUCGGUGCCCUUUGUGGAGACGGGCAUCAGCGUGAUGGUGGCACGUAGCAACGGCACCGUGUCCCCUUCCGCCUUCCUGGAGCCCUACAGCCCAGCCGUGUGGGUCAUGAUGUUCGUCAUGUGUCUUACCGUGGUGGCCAUCACUGUCUUCAUGUUCGAGUAUUUCAGCCCCGUCAGCUACAACCAGAACCUCAGCAGUGGCAAGAAGCCGGGGGGUCCAUCUUUCACCAUCGGGAAGUCCAUCUGGCUGCUCUGGGCCCUGGUCUUCAACAACUCGGUGCCCAUCGAGAACCCCCGAGGGACCACGUCCAAGAUCAUGGUGCUGGUGUGGGCCUUCUUCGCUGUCAUCUUCCUCGCCAGCUACACUGCCAACCUGGCUGCCUUCAUGAUCCAGGAGCAAUAUAUCGACACGGUGUCAGGCCUCAGCGACAAGAAGUUCCAACGGCCCCAGGACCAAUACCCGCCCUUCCGCUUUGGCACCGUACCCAAUGGCAGCACCGAACGAAACAUCCGAAGCAACUACCGCGACAUGCAUGUACACAUGGUCAAGUUCAACCAGCGCUCGGUGGAGGAUGCUCUAAGCAGCCUCAAGAUGGGGAGGCUGGACGCCUUUAUCUAUGACGCAGCUGUGCUCAACUACAUGGCGGGAAAGGAUGAGGGCUGCAAGCUGGUGACCAUCGGCUCUGGCAAGGUCUUUGCCACCACGGGCUACGGCAUUGCCAUGCAGAAGGGCUCCCACUGGAAGCGCCCCAUCGACCUCGCGCUCUUACAGUUCUUGGGGGAUGGGGAGACCCAGAAACUGGAGACAGUGUGGCUCUCGGGGAUCUGCCAGAAUGAGAAGAACGAGGUGAUGAGCAGCAAACUGGACAUCGACAACAUGGCUGGAGUUUUCUACAUGCUGCUGGUGGCCAUGGGGCUGGCGCUGCUGGUCUUCGCCUGGGAGCACCUGGUCUACUGGAAGCUUCGACACACCGUGCCCGACGCGUCCCGACUGGACUUCCUGCUGGCUUUCAGCCGGGGCAUCUACAGCUGCUUCAGCGGGGUGCAGAGCCUGGCCAGCCCCCCGCGACAGCCCAGCCCGGACCUCACCGCCAGCUCGGCCCAGGCCAGCGUGCUGAAGAUGCUGCAGGCGGCCCGGGACAUGGUGAGCACGGCGGGGGUGAGCAGCUCCCUGGACCGCGCCGCGCGCACCAUCGAGCACUGGGGAGGCGGCCGUCGGGGGACCCCAUCGCCGGCCUGUCCCUGCUCCCGGCCCCCCACUCCCCACCCGGUCCCGGAGCCCAAUCCGCAAAGCUGGGCUCCGAGGUCCGCCCGGCGCCGCCGCCGCAGGCUCCCGGGGCCCCCCGCACCCCUGCCCGACGUGUCCCGGGGGUGCGAGGCGCGGGGACCCUGCGGGGCCCCGCAGCGGUGCGAGCUGCCCGAGUGCCGCCACUACAGCUCCUUCCCCCGAGCCCAGCGAUCGGGGCGCCCCUUCCUCCCGCUCUUCCCGGAGCCCCCCGAACCCGCGGACCUGGCGAUGCUCGGACCCGAGCAGCUGGAGCGGCGCGAGGCGCUGUUGCGCGCCGCCUGGGCUCGGGGAAUGCGCGCCCGACACGCUUCCCUGCCCAGCUCGGUGGCAGAGGCCUUUCCAGCCUGCUGUGCCCGCCUGGGGUGCGACCACUGGGUGCCACUCCCCUCCUACCCGGAGGCUUGCCAGGAGGGCUGCUGGGCGUGCCAGGGGCUGCCCGCCUGGCCCUACAGGCAUCAGGUCUGCGCCCACGCGCACACCCACCUGCCACUCUGCUGGAGGCCUAUCUGCCCUUCCCUGCCCCUGCCACCCUGUGCCAGCCACAGCCCCUGGCUCUCUGGGGCCUGGGGAGCUCCCGGGUGCAGAAGCAGGACCCUGGGACUGAGCACCGGCUACCGGGACAGUGGGGGGCUGGAGGAGGCCUGCAGGCCGGCUUGUGGGGUGCAUCACAGCUAUCCUGGACUUUGCACCUGGAGGCGGAUCUCCAGCUUGGAAUCGGAAGUGUGAAGUGCCAACCGUGCCAACCGCUCUGGUGGUUGGGCAGCCGGAUUC
Suncus etruscus (white-toothed pygmy shrew) is the source of this 4254-nucleotide messenger RNA. It is a transcript of the gene GRIN2C, whose product is annotated as glutamate ionotropic receptor NMDA type subunit 2C. Gene Ontology annotation, molecular function: transmitter-gated monoatomic ion channel activity involved in regulation of postsynaptic membrane potential; NMDA glutamate receptor activity. Lineage: Eukaryota; Metazoa; Chordata; Mammalia; Eulipotyphla; Soricidae. The transcript has 12 exons. The record is from RefSeq and is a predicted model, not a curated record. Gene Ontology annotation, cellular component: postsynaptic membrane; plasma membrane; postsynaptic density membrane. Gene Ontology annotation, biological process: excitatory postsynaptic potential; long-term synaptic potentiation; monoatomic ion transport. The coding region runs from base 613 to 4209 and encodes 1198 amino acids.